This is a messenger RNA of Rosa chinensis, 1338 nucleotides long. RefSeq lists its product as uncharacterized. Gene Ontology annotation, biological process: ubiquitin-dependent protein catabolic process. The transcript is spliced from 2 exons. Bases 252 to 1031 code for a protein of 259 amino acids. NCBI's taxonomy places the organism in Eukaryota, Viridiplantae, Streptophyta, Magnoliopsida, Rosales, Rosaceae. Gene Ontology annotation, molecular function: zinc ion binding; ubiquitin protein ligase activity. The record is from RefSeq and is a predicted model, not a curated record.
GAGCAAAUAAUAAAUUCAAAUGAGGAUCUAAAUAUCUCUCGGCCCUCGGAUCUUGAUCGGACUGUAACCGGUGAACGUGGGACUGUAGAGCCCCAACACGCAAAGCAUCUUAACUUCCUGUUCCACCAAAGACCAAAGUCCUCUUAUCAGUACCCUUCGUGUUCUGCAGCGCCCUCUUUCAUUAAACCCAGAGCCCUCUUUCAGUACCCGACGUGUUCUCCUCGAGAGACAGAGAAUCUCCUCCUGGAUUCAUGAGUAGUCCGAGUCCCUGGCAGGAUGAUGAAAUGGAAAGUUCGAGCAUGGAUGAGCAGUGUGAUUCCAGGAUGUUUAACUGGUGUGAAGUGACGCAAACAGAAGUACAUGAGGGACCCUAUCCGCCAAUAUCACAAUGCUACGACUUGCUCAUCAGAUUAACAGUCAUCAUGCAAGCGGGGGCUUUUAUGAUAGACACCAAUCCACCUCAUUCUUUUCUUCAUAAUUUUCUGAAGGAACCAGGUAUAUUAGGGGAAUCAAAGAUUUGGGUCAACUUCACCUCUAUAGACAAACAACAUCAGAGCCUGAAGGACUUGAUGUUUUCGCUUUGUUUCAUGGGCGUUGAGCAAAAAGACUGCCGAGAUAUUGCUGUAGAAAUAUUAAAUAAAGUUCAACCGGCCAUCCCACUUCCCCAGUUGGCUAUUGAUGUGACCGUAAGGCUCAUGUGUUCUGAAUUGUAUGGAAGAUUUGACGGUUUUGAUGAUAUGCGCUUGUAUCGCUAUGCAAAGAAAUCAUGGGACGACUAUAGGGCUGCUACUACCUCCUGCACUGGUUCUCAUAUGCCUCCAUCAUCAUGUGCUGUUUGUUUGGAGGAUUUUGGAGGUGGAGUUGAUGCUAAAAUGAUUGCUCGUUUGCCUUGCUUACAUUAUUUUCAUGCAGCUUGCACUGCCCAGUGGGUUAAUAUCCGUCGCACGUGCCCCGUGUGCCGAACCCAAAUGAUGCCACUUGUAUGUGAUGGAAAUGAACCCUUCAAUCCUAACCCCAUCUGGCCUGUAUGACAAUACAUUAUUGCCGGGGGGGGGGGGGGGAAGUAAAGUCUGUCUUAGAAGGAUCGAUCAUCUAUGUGUGUUAAUUGACAUUUGCAUUCUGUCAGUUUUUAAAUAUUUUUUGAUAUUAAUGUGUAAGAGUGUUAUUGACUUUUGAAGGGAGAAGUUUCCUUUCAAUUUCGUACUGUGUAUAAUGUUUUGAUUCUCGAUUCCUCAGAUUGCGGAGAAAAUAUAUAUUUAUUUGAGAACAUUUUAAUCAAGGAUGGGCAAUUGGAGGUUUGAAAAAUUUAACCAUCAGACACUAUUUACUUUUUUUUUU